CUAACUCGCAAACUGUUGCAUUUGCUCCGCACUUCCCUGCGCCCCCUCGGAGAUCCCAGAGAGCCGGCGUGCUGGGAGAGCCCGUGCGUCCCGAAGCAACGUGGAGCAGAGGAGGCGACGGAGGUAAGGCGACCGAGCUAGCUGCUCCCGUGCGUGACUAGAGCCUAAGGAACACAUCGCGUCAACCCCAGCCAGGCUCGGGCAAGGGCCGACGCCUCUUGCGGCUCAGCAGCUCGAAGCCGCCGCCCCGGAGCUGCCCUUUCCUCUUUGGUGAAGUUUUUGAAAGCUGCCAGAGAGACUCGGAGAAAGCAAGGAAAGUGCCUGGUAGGACUGACGACUGCCUUUGUCCUUCCUCCUACCCUCUUUCCCUCUCGGGUCUCCUCUCCUGCAGCUGCCUCAGAUUGCUCCUCUGUACCCGCCCACUCCCCUCCCCCAAGUCUGCCCUGUAAGACCAGCUGGAGUUUGCAGAGAGGUAACUCCCUUUGGCUGCGGGCUGGCGAGCUAGCUGCACGUUGCAAAGCCGGCUCUGGGAAGACGUCUCUGGGGAGAAGGUCGACCUGGGAGCGGCUUCAGCACUACAGCCAAGACCUGGCCGGUUAGGCGGGGCGCGGGGCGGCCCGCAGGUUCCCCCUCUACCACCCACUGCAUGCACCUCCUCAGCCAGUUUGUGGGGCAAGAGAUCGCUGGGUGAAAAGGCAGGGCUUCAGUAGCCAAAAGCAAAACAAAAGCAAGCAAGCAAGCAAGCAAGCAAAGAAACAAACAAGAAAAACCAAGACAAGCAAACAACGACAACAACAAAUCGACUCAAAACAAAACAAAACAUCCAAAGCAAAAAGAAAAUAACCCGGUUCCUAUCUGCACCUGCUUCAGUGGACACUGAAUUUGGAAAGCGGAGGAGUCUCCUUUUUUUUUUUUUUUCCUUCAAGGUUUGAGCUGCUUUUGAAUUAACUCUCCAAGUAUUCAGAAACAGACUGCUGGCUUAGCAGAGCAGAUCUUGUGCAGCACGUGUUUUCCUCUGCGCGAGACUUUUAGACUGUCAGAGCGCGUUUCUGAGGUUAUUCCCUCAAGUUUCCGUCUUAGAGCUUCCCGCAGGUGGGCUGCUAGCUGCAGAGACUACCGCAUCGCAGCCUGUUGAACUCUUUUUAGCAAGAGAGGGGACGCGAGGUAAAGGGGUUGGGUGGAAGAUUCAACCAAGCUCAAGGAUGGAGGUGCAGUUAGGACUGGGGAGGGUCUACCCCAGGCCGCCUUCCAAGACCUACAGGGGAGCUUUCCAGAAUUUAUUCCAGAGUGUGCGUGAAGUGAUCCAGAACCCUGGGCCCCGGCACCCUGAGGCCUCCAGCACAGCACCUCCCGGCGCCCGUCUGCAGCAGCGGCAGGAGACCAGUUCCCGGCAGCAGCAGCAGCAGUGUGAGGAUGGUUCUUCCCAAACCCAGAGCAGAGGGCCCACGGGCUACCUGGCCUUGGAUGAGGAACGGCAGCCUUCACAACAGCAGUCAGUUCCCGAGGGCCACCCUGAGAGCAGCCGUGUCCCUGAGCACAGAGCAACCGUGGCUGCCGGCAAGGGGCUGCAGCAGCAGCCACCAGCACCUCCGGAUGAGGAUGACUCAGCUGCCCCAUCCACAUUGUCCCUGCUGGGCCCCACUUUCCCGGCCUUAAGCAGCUGCUCUGCUGAUCUCAAAGACAUCCUGAGUGAGGCCGGCACCAUGCAACUCCUGCAGCAGCAGCAGCAGCAGCAGCAGCAGCAGCAGCAGCAGCAGCAGCAGCAGCAGCAGCAGCAGCAGCAGCAGCAGCAGCAGCAGCAGGAGGCUGUGUCUGAAGGUAGCAGCAGCGGGAGAGCCAGGGAAGCCCCUGGGGCUCCCUUGUCCUCCAAGGACAGUUACCCAGGGGGCACCUCAACCAUCUCAGACAGCGCCAAGGAGUUGUGUAAGGCAGUGUCCGUGUCCAUGGGCUUGGGUGUGGAGACAUUGGAACAUCUGAGUCCUGGGGAACAGCUUCGGGGAGAUUGCAUGUAUGCCCCGCUCCUGGGAGGUCCACCUGCUGUGCGUUCCACUCCUUGUGCCCCCCUAGCUGAAUGCAAAGGUUCUUUGCUGGAUGAUGGCCCAGGCAAGGGCACCGAAGAGACUGCUGAGUAUUCCCCUUACAAGGCAGGUUAUGCCAAAGGACUGGAAGGCGAGAACCUUGGUUGCACUGGCAAUAGUGAAGCAGGGUGCUCUGGAACACUUGAGCUGCCACCCACCCUGUCUCUCUACAAGUCUGGAGCACUGGAGGAGGCAGCAGCUUAUCAGAGUCGCGACUACUACAACUUUCCACUAGCCCUGGCUGGGCCACCGCCCCCUGCACCACCUCCUGGACAUCCUCAUGCCCGCAUCAAGCUAGAGAACCCCUUGGAGUAUGGUAGUGCCUGGGCAGCUGCGGCAGCACAAUGCCGCUAUGGGGAUUUAGGGAGCCUUCACACCGGAGGUGCUGCAGGGCCAGGCACAGGCUCACCCUCAGCUGCCACCUCCUCCUCCUGGCACACUCUCUUCACAGCUGAAGAAGGCCAGCUCUAUGGGCCCUGUGGGAGCAGCACAGGUGAGGCAGGGUCUGUAGCCACCUUUGGUUACACUAGGCCACCUCAGGGGCUGGCAAGCCAGGAAGGAGACUUUAACUCACCUGAUGUGUGGUAUCCCGGUGGAAUGGUGAGCAGAGUGCCCUAUCCAAGUCCCAGUUGUGUCAAAAGUGAGAUGGGCCCCUGGAUGGAGAGCUACUCUGGACCUUAUGGGGAUAUGCGUUUGGAGACUGCCAGGGACCAUGUUCUUCCUAUUGACUACUACUUUCCACCUCAGAAAACCUGCCUGAUUUGUGGGGAUGAAGCUUCUGGCUGUCACUAUGGAGCUCUCACUUGUGGAAGUUGCAAAGUCUUCUUUAAAAGAGCAGCUGAAGGAAAACAGAAGUACUUGUGUGCCAGCAGAAAUGACUGUACUAUUGACAAAUUCCGAAGGAAGAAUUGUCCAUCUUGUCGCCUACGGAAAUGCUAUGAAGCAGGGAUGACUCUGGGAGCUCGGAAACUGAAGAAACUUGGUAAUUUGAAACUACAGGAGGAAGGGGAGUCUUCCAGUGCCACUAGCCCCACUGAGGAGCCAACUCAGAAGCUGACAGUGUCACACAUUGAAGGCUAUGAAUGUCAACCAAUCUUUCUGAAUGUCCUGGAAGCCAUUGAGCCAGGUGUGGUAUGUGCAGGACAUGACAACAACCAGCCCGACUCCUUCGCAGCCUUGCUCUCUAGCCUCAACGAACUGGGCGAAAGACAGCUUGUACAUGUGGUGAAGUGGGCCAAGGCCUUGCCUGGCUUCCGCAACUUGCACGUGGACGACCAGAUGGCAGUCAUUCAGUACUCCUGGAUGGGGCUUAUGGUGUUUGCCAUGGGCUGGCGGUCCUUCACCAAUGUCAACUCCAGGAUGCUCUACUUCGCCCCUGACCUGGUUUUUAAUGAGUACCGCAUGCACAAGUCCCGGAUGUAUAGCCAGUGUGUCCGAAUGAGGCACCUCUCUCAAGAAUUUGGAUGGCUCCAGAUCACUCCCCAGGAAUUCCUGUGCAUGAAGGCACUGCUGCUCUUCAGCAUUAUUCCAGUGGAUGGGCUGAAAAAUCAAAAAUUCUUUGAUGAACUUCGAAUGAACUACAUCAAGGAACUUGAUCGUAUCAUUGCAUGCAAGAGAAAAAAUCCCACAUCCUGCUCAAGGCGCUUCUACCAGCUCACCAAGCUCCUGGAUUCUGUGCAGCCUAUUGCAAGGGAGCUGCACCAGUUCACUUUUGACCUGCUAAUUAAGUCCCACAUGGUGAGCGUGGACUUUCCAGAAAUGAUGGCAGAGAUCAUUUCUGUGCAAGUGCCCAAGAUCCUUUCUGGGAAAGUCAAGCCCAUCUAUUUCCACACCCAGUGAAGCUUUGGAAGCCCCUAUUUCCCUACCCCACCCUCCCCCCCCCUUUCAAAUAUAUGCCUGUUAUAACUCUGCUCUACUUCUCUGCAGUGCCUUGAGAAAUUUCCUCUAUUGAUGUCCAAUUUGUCAUGAAGUUGUUCCUGAGUUCUCUGCUGGGCUUUUUUCUCUUUUCCUACUUUCCCCCUCCUCCUGUGUGACCCUCCAAUGGCACCUUCAAACUCUGCUCCCUGCCACGACUCUUACUGUGCUCUGAAUGUUGUGUACUUCUUUAAAUCUGUGAUGAUCCGCAUGUGGCCCAGUGUCAACUUGUGCUUGUUUAUAGCACUGUGCUGUGUGCCAGCCACACAAACGUUUACUCACCUAAUGCCACAGGAAGUUUAGAGAGCUGAGACUAUCUGGGAAAACAACAACAAAAAACCUUGCUAAGGAUUUUUCCUCUUAAAAAUAUAUAAAAACAAACAGAAAUCCUCAAAGAGGGCCAUGAAUAGAAUAAGGUGAAAAUUGUAGGCCUAUAGGGAGUCAGACUGCUUUUUUUGCAAACCCUCCCUCCCUGGGAGACUUUAUUUUCUGCCAAUGGCUAUUGCCAUUAGAGGGCAGGGUGACCCCAGAGCUGAGUUGAGGGAGAGGGUGGGGGAGGUUAGAUUUAAGAGAGGACAAAGAGGGCAAAUGGAUCACCAGUACCUGCCCACAGCUUUGGCCCCUGAGGCUAAACUGUUCAUCUACAGUGCAAUUCAUUGUACUGAAAAUGUGCUUCUUGUUUGAAAACUUGUCUGUAUGUGAAUGCUCUCCCCCUCCCUUUUCUCUCACACCCUCCUCCUCCACCCAAAAAUUGACUUUCAAUAGUUUUUCUAAGAGCUUUGAACUGAAUGUUCUCUUUAGCCAAAACUUGGCCACUUCCACUGACGAGUCAGACCAGUGAGAAGGAGAGAAGAUAUCUGACCCUUUGGAAAACCCCAUCUGGAUCCAGGUCUGAUUUCUCAUUUGUAGGCCAGGGAGGAGCUUGAGGCAAGAAUCAGAAGGGAAAGGAACUGGUGGCUUGGCUGUUUUCCUGAUUAGGACAUUGAAGAUUUCAUCUAUAGCUAUCCCCACAUUUAAAAGACCUAAAUGUUUUCUGCCUGACUACAUGCAGCUGCAAGCUACAAUGCUACCUUCAGUGUCCUUUGGACUUGAACUUCCUGGACUGCAUUUCAGCUAUGGAGGUGAAGCUUGUUUACAUCUUUGGGUAUGUCCAUAGACUCUACUAAGAGUACCCCCUCCCCACACCGAAGGUCAGCAAGACAUUACUGACAUUUAUCUCUAGAUGCCAGGACAUUGAAGACUCUUGCAGAUCAUGUCAUCAACCAUUAGAUCUCUAGAACCUUUAGACAAACUGAAAAGAAGGCCUCAACAGGAUUGGACAAGCUGGACAAUUUUGCCCUUGUCCUCCAGAGAUAAUACCUUUUCGCCAAGUAGAGAAAUUUCCACUUCCUUUUUCAGAGCAGCUAAAAGAGUUACACAUAUCAAGGUUGAAGAGAAAACUCAAUUACUAGUGUGGGAAGAAUGAAGGCAUUAAAACCAGAAAUAUUGUAAAUGUUUCGCUUGCCACCCAGCAUAUCAACCUGAAGAAGUCAUGAGGAGAAGAGAGAAGAAACCAAGGGGGAGACACAGAUGGCUAAAGUCAUGUCUCCAAAAGCAAAUUUUAAAACCAGAUGGGCAUCCUCUGAUGUGAUUACUAAUCAUCCUCUUCUGCUGCUGAUUCUGGGCUCUGACCAUACUUAUUUAGAUUCCCCAACUUUGUUGCUGCCUCUCAGUCAGAGGGAUACUGAAACAUUGAGACUCCAAAACCAUGGCCUCCUAUAGAAAGGCUCCAAUGGGCUGCCACCCAUGAACUCAGGGUGUGUUCUUGGGCACACCUCUGUUCUGUUGAUUUUGUUUCCCAAUCCUGAAUACAGAGGAAAAUUCACCAACUUUGUCAUCUUGACCUCCAUCUCCAUACUUAGCUCUUAACUUCAUCUGCUAAACUCAAGAAAUUAAGGGCCAGCCACCAAAGCUGCCUGUUUCAGUUGGUUCACUCUACUCAUUGAGAAGAUAAUUUUGAGUAAUGUCAUAUGGUCGACAUGAAUUUCCUCCUAUGAUUUCUGUGUUGAUAUUAAUAGCCAGAAGAACUUGCAAAACAGCUUCUCUAAAUAACAAGGAACAGGUGAAUCCAAGAUGGGUAUUAACCAAUCCAAGACUGCUGGAGAUAACUAAAACUGACUGGUUCUCUUUCUAGGGUAGGCUGGACAAUUUUUGGUUUUCUUUGAUAUGAAUCAUUUGACUUAUGUAAGCUCACAGAAUCACUUUUAGAUGUUUAAACAGAAAAAAAAAUCAUUCACUUUUCAUUGAAACUAUAAUAGGUUAAAUUUUAAUAGUUCCUUUGCAUCUGUUUUGAAAUGUUUUUCAGCAUUUAUGGUACGUGGAUUCGAUUAUAUCAUUCUAAUACCUCUACUUGUAAAUACUAAAGGCUCUUCUUUACAUUUUUCAGACUACCAAAUUUUUCAACUUUAUGGAUUACCCAAUCGUGACUCUUGUCUUUAUGAAUAUGUUUUUCAUUUGUGAAAGCUAAAAUUCAGUGAAAUAGCAGUGUAAUUAAAAGCAGCAACAACUACAUUACUCCGAAUUUCCAAAUGGCAAGACUAGGGGAAAAUGCCCUGAAUAAUGCUUCAGGCCUAUUGUUUUUAUACUGGGUUUUCAGUGAGCAAAAAUAUUUUAGCUUGACGUUGUUCUCUCAGAGAUAAAAGGAAGGUUUUUUUUUAACCAUUGUUGUUCCAGUCAGUGUAAUUGACAGAAGUCUCAUUUUGCAUGCACUGUGCUCUACAAAGAGACUUGAUAUGGAUGGUACACUGUGCUCACCUGUGAAGGAUCAGCUACCGACCAAUUCACCUGGUGAGCUGGAAGAUGAGGAUCACUCACCAGACAAGUUGCAAGGACUAUCUCCAGAGGGGUUUGUAGUGUUUCAUGGCUUGGUGAGUGAGGAAGAGAGAAAGAAGCACCAGGGAAAGGACCCGUAUGUGCUGGGCAGCACAUAGCUGCCAGGGUCACAAACUCUGUGGUCAAAGAAAAGAGUCAUGUGGCCAUUUCAGCUCUUGUUCAUUGGGCAACUCUCCCGGGCCUGACCUCUGAGCUGAAAUGAGUGAUGGGUUAUUUGUUUCAUAGUUUUUCUAUGCCACAGACAGUAUCAUUGUUUUUGGAGAGUUGUUAAUAUUUUUAAUAAGAAAGGGGUUUUUGGAGGAGUUCUGCCAUAUAUCUUAAAAAAAGAAAAUCAGUAAUACAUAUAUUUUUCUGUAUUUUCACCAGCACUAAAAAAGGGGAAAAAAGUUUUUCUCUGUCCUUUGGGUAGUUGCUGAUAUACGCAUAUAUAGUAAGAAGUAUUCUAUUUGUACUUUAAGAGAAAAUAGACCUACCACCCACAUGAUACGGAUACUACACAAGUGACCUAACUUACAUGUUCAAGUAGCUUUUAAGUGUUUGUUUCUUUAGGCACAGCACAGACGUGGCCUUGCCCUAUUUUUGCCCCUGAUACACAGCAGGGCAUAUAAAACCCAAGUCACUCCCUCUACCCCUUCCUAUCCCUCUGCAAGGGCUUCACUUUCUGAGACUCUCCCACAUAGCCCAGUAACUACUAUUGCAUGGUCCCUGCAUGACCCUGAGAAAAGAAGAGGCUGACUAAUUACCCUGUGCCACUUGCCCAGGUGAGAGGGCAGUGGGCUAUGGGAGUGGUCUUCAUGUUUGACCCAUGUAGAAAGUCAUGGGAACAAGGAAUACUAAAGCACAGGAUCAAAUCCUAAUCUUAAAGUCAAAAGAAGUAAUUUAGCAUGUGCAAUUUCUUGUAAAAGGAAGUUUCUACCCCUGCUGCCUUUUAUAGGCAGGUUUGUUCUCACCACUAAUCUCUUUGAACAUCUUUGAAAGCAGUUAAAAAAAAAGACAAAGAGAUGAAAGCAUCAUAUUAUGUAACCAAAGAUUACACUCUAUCUGCUAAGAUACCAAAAUUUUUAAGGGCAGGGAGGGAGGGAGAAUUAGUGCCUCUUCAGUAAGCUAGCCAAAGACGGACUAAAGGACUGCUGGUGACUGACUCCUAAGAGUUCUGUGCCCACCCCCAACCACAAUAUACUUGUUUAGGAGAGUGGAAGAUAAUUUUGGAAAAAAAAUGGGAUUAUGGGUUCCUUCACAAAAUGAUUUUAUAGGCAAAAUUAGCUUUCUUUUUCUCUAUUAGUUGCUCAAAAAAUUCUUAAAGCUCCUUCAAUGCAUGGUUUGAAAUGGAGCUGUCUUGGUCACUGUGUUUGCUAAUGCCCAUGUUGGCUUAUCUGAAGGUAAUAAUUGAGCCCUUGCUGAGGAGAGCAUUUAAAGGAUAAGAUUUUGCACUAGAGGGACAACAGACAGUAAUUCUCAUUUCUGACCACUUUGGACAGCCCAACAAGUUCUCGGUGGUUUAAGUUAGACAGUUGAAAUACAUUAUAAAUGAGCAUUUGUAUCCAUGUUUU
Molecule: messenger RNA, 8413 nt
Organism: Talpa occidentalis (Iberian mole)
Lineage: Eukaryota; Metazoa; Chordata; Mammalia; Eulipotyphla; Talpidae
Gene: AR
Product: androgen receptor
Exons: 8
Coding region: 1203-3917 (904 amino acids)
Biological process (GO): androgen receptor signaling pathway; male gonad development; regulation of DNA-templated transcription
Cellular component (GO): nucleus
Molecular function (GO): zinc ion binding; steroid binding; nuclear receptor activity
Source: RefSeq, a predicted model, not a curated record